GUUUAUCCCACUUCUACGGACACCGCGCCCAGCAGGACAGUGCGGCGCAACAACGUCACUUCCGCUCGUUUGGGAGUGCUCGAGGAACGAGGACGCUUCUGCGCGUUUCAGUUGGUUGUUUAUUGCGAAUGGACCCGGUAAAGUAAUAAAAACAAGAAUAUCGAGUACCUGAAAGAUUCACACGAAGCAUCGAGCAGUUCUGAACGUAAACAAAAGUCUAACGGCCCUGUGUUUGAUUCUUAAAUAACGAAGUGAUAGUUAAAAACGAAGUGAAUAAGUGAGGGCUGUGGGGCAUAAACCACAAGUGAAAACAAGCAGGACCAUAUGAAACUUCCGCCAGAAGAUGGCUACGCCGGCUGUAGUUUCCACGGAUGGAGCGAGCUCCAGUAUUCCUGGAAAUCGAAAGGUGGCUUCCUCUGAGCUUCCCAGCAUCUCUGGUUCAUCCCAGACGAACAAAAAGACCAUGGGCCACAGAGGAAUUGACCCCACUGGGGAAACCACAUAUAAAAAGACCACAUCAUCUGCUUUGAAAGGUGCCAUUCAGCUGGGCAUCACACACAGUGUGGGAAGCUUGAGCCAGAAGCCAGAAAGAGACGUGCUCAUGCAGGACUUCGAAGUGGUAGAAAGCAUUUUCUUUCCCAGUCAAGGCAGCAACUCAACUCCAGGUCAUCACCACGGUGACUUCAAGUUUAAAACAUAUGCUCCCAUUGCGUUCCGCUACUUCAGAGAGAUGUUUGGGAUCCGACCUGAUGACUACCUGUACUCUCUUUGUAAUGAACCUCUUAUUGAGCUGUCUAAUCCUGGAGCGAGCGGGUCCAUCUUCUACGUAUCUAGUGAUGAUGAGUUUAUCAUUAAGACGGUACAACACAAAGAGGCAGAAUUCUUGCAAACACUCCUGCCAGGUUACUUUAUGAACCUGAACCAGAACAUGCGUACGCUGCUUCCUAAGUUCUACGGCCUCUACUGUGUUCAGGCUGAGGGGAAGAACAUCCGAAUUGUAGUGAUGAACAAUCUGCUGCCAAGCGCUGUACCCAUGCACCUUAAAUUUGACCUGAAGGGCUCGACGCACAAGCGGCGUGCUUCACCGAAAGAAAGGGCCAAGGAUUUGCCUACAUACAAAGACCUAGACUUCAUGCAGGACAUGCCUGAGGGCAUAUUUCUGGAGAGUGACCACUACAAUGCCCUAUGCAGGACUAUUCAGAGAGACUGUCGGGUACUGCAAAGUUUUAAAAUCAUGGACUACAGUCUGUUGAUGGGUAUCCACAACUUGGACCGGGCAGGUGAAGAGGCAUCUACUGCAGUGCCCGAUACCCAGAAAAAGGCACAAGGCCAGAAGCCCCUAUACUGUACAGCCAUUGAGUCUAUUCAAGGAGAAUCCAAGGGCAACACUUCACCACAGCCCUAUGAAAGCAUGGGAGGAAUUCCAGCAUUUAAUUCAAAAGGAGAAAAAUUGCUGGUUUUCAUCGGCAUCAUUGACAUCCUUCAGUCUUACAGGCUUGUGAAGAAGUUGGAGCACUCAUGGAAAGCUCUGCUGCAUGAUGGGGACACUGUAUCUGUGCACCGGCCGAGUUUCUAUGCAGAUCGCUUCCAGAAGUUUAUGUGCAAUACAGUCUUCAAAAAACCUACUUUGAAAACAUCUCCCUCAAAGAAAAGUCGAGGAGGAACUGUGGGAACCGGUGGGAAGAAGUCAAACAUUUCAGUAUCUGGACUAUCACAACAACAGUCCCUUCCUGUAGCAGCAGAACAAACACAGCCACAACAGACUACAGCGCAGCUGUGCAGCAGUGGAGCUGUGUCCCUCAGCCCAGACACUCAAGGAGACAGCGGUGUGCAAACUGCUCGUCCUGACCUGCUCCCACAGCACCUGAAUGAAGAUGAGAUCACAAGUAGCUCAGCUGAUACGACACUGUCAGCAACCUCUCCUGGAAGUUUUCAGCCCUCAAACACUGUAGCUCUGAGUCGUAGCAGUAUAGCGGCUCAGUCAUCAGGGGAAAGCUUGGAUGUGGAAGCCAUUUCAUUCAGUGAGAUUGUUCCUCAGACAAGCACGUCAGAAUGAAAGACUUCGGAUAAACAGGACAAAAUAAAGCCCUCAAGGACAAAGACGUAUUCUCUUUUAAGGACAUCAGAACGGAAA
Messenger RNA from Cyprinus carpio (common carp), 2134 nucleotides. Its product is annotated as phosphatidylinositol 4-phosphate 5-kinase type-1 alpha-like. NCBI's taxonomy places the organism in Eukaryota, Metazoa, Chordata, Actinopteri, Cypriniformes, Cyprinidae. Gene Ontology annotation, molecular function: phosphatidylinositol kinase activity. The record is from RefSeq and is a predicted model, not a curated record. Gene Ontology annotation, biological process: phosphatidylinositol metabolic process.